UCCCAGAACCAAAGAAUGGGUGACUACAAAUAUCAGGACAGCUAUGAGGGCUAUGCCCCCAGUGAUGGCUACUAUCGUGGCAAUGAGUCCAAUCCAGAAGAAGAUGCACAGAGUGAUGUUACAGAAGGCCAUGAUGAGGAGGAUGAGAUCUAUGAGGGCGAGUAUCAGGGCAUCCCUCACCCAGAUGACAUCAAGGCCAAGCAGGCCAAGAUGGCGCCCUCCAGGGCGGAUGGCCUUCGGGGCCAGGCUGACCUGAUGGCCGAGAGGAUGGAAGAUGAGGAGCAGCUGGCCCACCAGUAUGAGACCAUCAUUGAUGAGUGUGGGCAUGGGCGCUUCCAGUGGACCCUCUUUUUUGUUUUGGGCUUGGCCCUGAUGGCUGAUGGGGUGGAAGUGUUCGUGGUGAGCUUCGCCCUGCCCAGUGCAGAGAAGGACAUGUGUCUGUCUAGUUCCAAGAAAGGGAUGCUUGGACUGAUAGUCUACCUAGGAAUGAUGGGGGGAGCCUUCGUCCUGGGGGGCCUGGCUGACAAGCUGGGGAGAAAGCGAGUCCUCAGCAUGUCCCUGGCCAUCAAUGCCUCCUUUGCCUCCCUCUCCUCCUUCGUACAGGGAUAUGGAGGCUUCCUCUUCUGCAGACUCAUCUCAGGCAUAGGGAUUGGGGGUGCUCUGCCCAUUGUUUUUGCCUAUUUUUCUGAAUUCUUGUCCCGGGAGAAACGGGGCGAGCAUCUCAGUUGGUUGGGGAUCUUCUGGAUGACUGGGGGCAUCUAUGCAUCUGCCAUGGCCUGGAGCAUCAUCCCACACUACGGCUGGGGCUUCAGCAUGGGUACCAAUUACCACUUCCACAGUUGGAGACUGUUUGUCAUUGUCUGCGCUCUGCCCUGCACUGUGUCCAUGGUGGCCCUGAAGUUCAUGCCAGAGAGCCCGAGGUUUCUUCUAGAGAUGGGCAAACAUGAUGAAGCCUGGAUGAUUCUCAAGCACGUCCACGACACCAACAUGAGGGCUAAGGGAGCCCCGGAGAAGGUGUUCACGGUUUCCAACAUUAAAACUCCCAAGCAAAUGGAUGAAUUCAUUGAGAUCCAGAGUUCGACAGGAACUUGGUACCAGCGCUGGUUAGUCAGAUUCAAGACAACUUUCAAGCAGGUCUGGGAAAAUGCUCUGUACUGUGUGAUGGGGCCCUACAGGACGAACACACUGAUUCUGGCUGUGGUCUGGUUCACCAUGGCUUUAAGUUACUAUGGACUGACAGUUUGGUUCCCUGAUAUGAUCCGGUAUUUUCAAGAUGAAGCAUACAAGUCCAAAAUGAAGGUGUUUCACGACGAGCACGUGUACGGUGUCACAAUCAACUUCACGAUGGAAAAUCAGAUUCACCGACAUGGGAAGCUUGUGAAUGACAAGUUCACAAAGAUGUGCUUUAAACAUGUGCUCUUUGAGGACACCUUAUUUGAUGAAUGCUAUUUUGAAGAUGUUACAUCGACUGAUACCUAUUUCAAAAACUGCACCAUUGAAUCGACCAUCUUUUAUAACACAGACCUCUACCAGCAUAAGUUCAUCAACUGUCAUUUUAUCAACGUCACCUUUCUGGAGCAGAAGGAGGGCUGCCGCGUGGACUUAGAGGAGGAUAACGACUUCCUGAUUUACCUCGUCAGCUUCCUUGGCAGUCUGUCUGUCUUGCCUGGGAACAUCAUUUCUGCCCUGCUCAUGGACAGAGUCGGAAGGCUCAAGAUGAUCGGUGGUUCCAUGCUCAUCUCAGCCGUCUGCUGCUUCUUCCUGUUUUUUGGCAACAGUGAGUCCGCGAUGAUCGGCUGGCAGUGCCUGUUUUGCGGGACCAGCAUUGCCGCCUGGAAUGCUCUGGAUGUGAUCACAGUGGAGCUGUAUCCCACCAACCAGAGGGCAACAGCCUUUGGCAUCCUCAAUGGAUUAUGCAAAUUUGGAGCCAUCCUGGGAAACACCAUCUUUGCUUCUUUUGUUGGGAUCACCAAAGUGGUCCCCAUCCUUCUGGCUGCCACUUCCCUCGUUGGGGGUGGCCUGAUUGCUCUUCGACUGCCGGAGACUCGAGAACAGGUCCUGAUGUGAACAGCCUACAGGGAAAGGAAAUGUUGGAAGAACCUCAUCCAGGAAC
Messenger RNA from Hippopotamus amphibius kiboko, 2113 nucleotides. RefSeq names its product synaptic vesicle glycoprotein 2B (gene SV2B). Lineage: Eukaryota; Metazoa; Chordata; Mammalia; Artiodactyla; Hippopotamidae. The transcript is spliced from 12 exons. Gene Ontology annotation, molecular function: transmembrane transporter activity. Gene Ontology annotation, biological process: transmembrane transport; chemical synaptic transmission. Gene Ontology annotation, cellular component: membrane. The coding region runs from base 16 to 2067 and encodes 683 amino acids. The record is from RefSeq and is a predicted model, not a curated record.